GUCUAGUAUUUUUUAACGCAUAAAAUGCCUCAAAAAUGGUUCCAUUUUUGUAUGAUAUUCGCUUGCAUUACAAACAUGAGCUUUGCGCAGAAGCAAAUACUCUUUACAAAAGUGCAAUGCGUCCUAAUGAGUAGCCAAUUCAUCAAGGUGGACUGUGUUCAAGAGAGCAACAACUCGAUUACGAUCCAUCUAACGACAAACAACAAGGACAUUGCGAAUUUGUGGAUUGUAUCGGAUCUGAAUCUUUAUAUAUUUGGCGUUAAGAAUGUGAUGCGUCUUCAUGGACUGCGCACAGAAUAUUGCAAAGCUCCCACACCAGGCAGCCGGCCCAAUCUACAGACCAUGCUAUACCAGGGCAUAAAGAACGCCCAAAAGUGUCCACUUAGAAGGGUGAGCCUAGACUACAGGGGGUGCCCCCUAGAUUGUGACAGCUUAGACAGCUUAUGCUCCAUUAAAUCAAUUACAGAACAGCAGCUAUUUGUUCGCGCAGAUUAAGUUCGAUGCGAACUAUUUGCCCUCUUAUCUACCGGAAUACAACUUCACUUACGUUGGUAAUUUAUUUGGGGACAGUGUGAAAAGCGGAGAGUUGCGAAUGCUUGGAUCGUUUUGUUUUACCUAUAACGAUUGCACGGGCACUGCCAAAGCUAAUGUUUA
Messenger RNA from Drosophila virilis, 654 nucleotides. Lineage: Eukaryota; Metazoa; Arthropoda; Insecta; Diptera; Drosophilidae. The record is from RefSeq and is a predicted model, not a curated record.